Penicillium crustosum is the source of this 918-nucleotide messenger RNA. Its product is annotated as NAD(P)H-dependent oxidoreductase. Gene Ontology annotation, molecular function: NAD(P)H dehydrogenase (quinone) activity. The transcript is spliced from 2 exons. Gene Ontology annotation, cellular component: cytosol. The coding region runs from base 1 to 918 and encodes 305 amino acids. NCBI's taxonomy places the organism in Eukaryota, Fungi, Ascomycota, Eurotiomycetes, Eurotiales, Aspergillaceae. The record is from RefSeq and is a predicted model, not a curated record.
AUGAAAGUUUUGAUUAUUUUUGCCCACCCGGAACCCCAAUCUCUCAAUGGCGCACUCCAUAGAGUUGCUGUAGAAGAGCUGGAAGAACAAGGUCACCAUGUCCAGGUCUCCGAUCUGUACAAGAUGAAGUGGAAGUCAGAAGUGGAUCGUGAAGACUUUCCGAAUUUUCCAAAGGACCAACGGCUCGACCUGUGUGCAUUGUUGGUGGGGAUCGUUGGAGGCGGAAAGGUGCUUGAGGACAUUGGGGCCAAUAAUGAUUUCGACUUACUUGCUAGUUACGGCUACGCUAACUUGGUGAUAUUUUGCAGGACCGCGUCAGCUGAAGCAUAUGCGGAGAAUUCCCUGACUCAAGAUGUGCUUGAUGAGCAAGCCAAGCUGAGAUGGGCCGACUUUGUGAUAUUCCACUUCCCCCUCUGGUGGUUCACAAUGCCAGCAAUUUUGAAGGGAUGGGUGGACAGGGUUUACACCUAUGGCUUUGGUCACGGCCUUGGAGAGCAUUCUGACAAACGCUGGGGAGACCGAUACGGAGAAGGCACAUUGACCGGGAAACGCGCUAUGCUGAUCGUAACUCUUGGCGGCUGGAAGGAACACUACUCGGCCCGCGGCAUUAGUGGCCCAAUUGAAGACGUUCUAUUCCCGAUUAACCACGGUAUCCUGUUUUACCCCGGCUUCGAAGUUCUACCACCAUUUGUCGCCUUCCGAGUCCACAAAACUAGCUUUGAUGAAAUGGCUAGUACACUCCGAAAAAGAAUGCGCGAAAUUGAGUUUACGAAACCUAUCCCAUAUCGCAACCAAAAUGACGGCGAGUACAGUAUCCCAACCUUGACUCUGCAUGAGAGUCAUGGUGGAGACCUCGCAUCUGGAUUCGGACUACAUACACGCACGGAAGUGGAGACAACCGACGUCAAAGAAGCGUGA